UCAUACAAAAUCCAGUACAGUGAAAAAGGGGGGAAACAACCAAAACACCACCACUCCACUCUCCAGUCUCCACUACCCUCACUCAACCAAAAAUAACCUCCUCCAUCGUCCUUCAAUGGCAGACGAAUCCCAGAUUAAAAUGGAGGCACUGAAGAAAGUAUAUGCAGACAUAAUAUACAACACAUCAAAAGAAGCAGCAGCAAGAGUUAUGGCGGCAGAGCGCAAUGUUCGUUGUUUUCAGCAGCAAUUGGUUUCUGUAAAAGCGGAGUGUCUUUCUAUGCUUCUUCGUCUAAAAGAUCAUUUCAAUUCCACGAUUGCAGAGGCGGAGGCUAGGUCAUUAAAGCAACAAAUGAAGAUUGAAGAGCUUGAAGAUCAACUAUGGGAAGCUGAGGGAAUUAUUGUAGAUCUCAGAGGUGAGUUCAAGGAGGUACAGGAGCAAUUGGAGAUCAUGAUGCACAGCCAGAAAAAGCCUUUAAAUGAACAUGUCCAUGUGAUCAAUGAACCUGUUCAAGAAUGUGGUCCUCAGGAUAAUGCGCCUAAUAAUUUCAUAUCCCAGGUCUCAGAUGCACUAGUAGAUUAUGAGGAGAAAGUCGCAUAUCUGCAUCCUGCAGUUCUAGAUCAAAAAGAAUUCCAUACCAUGAAUGAUACUAGCCUAUCUGUUAAAUCACAUUUGAAUCAAUUUCAUGCGCCUGAUGAUGAUUGUAGUUCCAUCAUUAUGCAAAAUAGGGAGAUUGAUCUAUGCAGAAACGGAUCAACCCAAAGAAUAUGUGCAUUUAAAGGAAGUUUUCCAAAUGUUAGAUUGCCUAACACAGAAUCUGAAGAUCCGAAGUUUUUGCUGAAUAUCCAGUCAAGAACCAAUGCAGAUGAAACGGUGACUCCCAGACAGCAUGCAAAUUGUAGUGAUAAGUCUGUUGACUCCUGUGGGGAACGAUUGUGCUCUUCCAAGACUGGUCAGAGUAAUAUUAAGAAUAUUCCAUUCGGACAUUUAUCGCAUCAUAACAGCAGCUACAAAGAACAAGCUGUCACAUCUCUUCGCAGAUCUGCUCGAAGAAGUACCAAAUACAGAGCAGUUGCUUCCUUGCAGGCCACUCGUAAAGAGUUGGGGUUCUUGGGAAGAACACGGCUACAGUAUUCUCUUGGUCCAUUGAAGCAAUGUUCCAGUGUUGUGAAUGUGCAAUCUGCUGAGAUCCCAAUAGGCAAAGUUGCAAUGUAUUCUAAGAACAUUAAUGCUGGUCAUGACUUGAGCUGUAAUUAUGAAAAUGUGGUGUGUGCUGAAAAAGGAAAUGGUGUGAAAACCAGAGGGUUUUCAAGUGAUAAAUCCCAUACAUCUCCUAACGAUGCAUUACAGGAUUCAGUGCUUGUUGAUGUGCCUAUCUCGGAAGGAUUUAGCAGCAGUUAUUGUCAGCUAUCCAAGACUGUGGUGCGUAGUGAAGAAGGAAGUGGUGCAUAUACCAGAAAAGCAUCAAAUGAUAAGUCCCAUACACUUCCUGAUGACGCACUACCGAAUUUAGUGCUGGUUGAUGUGCCUAUCUCGGAAGAAAUUGGUAGCAGUCACUGUCAGUCAGCCGGGAAUGACAGAGUUCUGAAAUUUACGUUCCAAAGGAAGCGCCGGAAGAAUGUUUUGGGAAAAGUUGAUGAGAACAUUAUCCAUGAUAGGAGCCCAUUAAAGAGGGGAUUGGAGAAUCCAACUAAUUUUGCUAUGGCUGAAAAUGGUUUUUCAAAGAUGAAACGCAUGGGUGAAUUGGUGAUGGUGGAAAAUUGAAUCAAGUUGCUCAUCAGCUUAUUAACUGGGGAGUUGGUUAAAGGAUGUAGGAGUAGCAGUUCAUGAUCGUGGCAGAUGUAAAUUCUCUCUCUCGACCCUUUUACGUAGAGUAUCAUGAACAAUCAAGUCUAAGGCAUACCGUCUUAUUGAGGUCUUGAAAUGCUUCAUAUGGCUGGACAAAAUUAGCAGUUCUCAAUGGUAUUCUUUAAAUUUUAGUGGUAGUUUUACAUGUAGUACUGAGCCCUCUUACUACUUCAUCUCAACUAACACUUGACCAAUUUCUAGACCAACACUUGCAGUGUUUAUUUGCCUUUACUGCGUAAUUGGUCAAAAAAAAAAAGAAAAAAGAAAGAAAGACAAUCUGUACAGCUAACUUGAUGUUGAAAUUUAUCUUCAUAUUCGGGGAA
This is a messenger RNA of Spinacia oleracea (spinach), 2169 nucleotides long. RefSeq lists its product as uncharacterized. Bases 116 to 1762 code for a protein of 548 amino acids. NCBI's taxonomy places the organism in Eukaryota, Viridiplantae, Streptophyta, Magnoliopsida, Caryophyllales, Amaranthaceae. The record is from RefSeq and is a predicted model, not a curated record. The transcript is spliced from 4 exons.